AUGUUGUCACAGACCUUACUCUGUGUCCUCCUUGUCCCUGCGAUACUCUGUGACGGGGACACCUUGCCGCCAGAUCUGAAGGCGGCUCCGGAAGCGCGGGAGAACCAGCUGGAGUCUGAGAUCCUUCACCACUUCCAACACCUGACCUACGUCGCGGACUUUGUCUGCAGGGAGCCCCAGCCUAGGGUGGUUCCUGUGGAAAAGCUACUGCCCAGCUCUGUAACAUGGGGGAAGGCUUACUACCCUGACGUCACUGUCUUGCACCUGUGUGAGAACUCAGGGGCGUGCUCUUCAGGGUACCGCUGUGGCCCGUCGCACGUCAACUCUGUCCACUUGCCGUUCAAAGUAACCUAUCUGGAGGACUUGGAGUACCACAAGAAGGGUUCCUGGUCCAUGGAGUUCCAUCUGCUGGAGAACCACACCCACUGUGCCUGUGCCGAGGAACCUGCCACUGAGCGACCUAAGCCCAUCACCCUGCCUGUCACCCCUCCAAACCCACCCCCUGCUAGACCCAACAACAACAACUACAACCUCAGUUAUAACCCCAGUUACAACCCGAGCUACAACAACAACCCAUCCCAGAUAAGACCUCCUAUCCCUCCCCCUCUUAGCAGCCCACCCAAUAACAACAACCCUAGAAACCAGGAGAACCAGUAG
Molecule: messenger RNA, 657 nt
Organism: Macrosteles quadrilineatus (aster leafhopper)
Lineage: Eukaryota; Metazoa; Arthropoda; Insecta; Hemiptera; Cicadellidae
Exons: 2
Coding region: 1-657 (218 amino acids)
Biological process (GO): hemocyte migration
Source: RefSeq, a predicted model, not a curated record